UGACGUCAUGGGGAACUCGUGACGACCGGACCUCGGGUACCCAAGGUCACCUGUUCACCUGUACAGCCACUUGUGCCACAAACACACGGGGACAGCACCUGUUGUCUACAGCUGACACCUGGAAGAAACAACCAUGUGGGGCCACGGUCAUGGACACGGGCACGGGCAUGCCGCGGCAAGGGAGGCACACCGGGCACAUAGGGAAGAGAUGCGGGCAGAACGACAGGAACACAGAAUGCACAACAAGGCUGCGCAUGCGGCCGCGCACGGCAACUUCAUCAAGGCGGCCAUGUUUGAGGUCGCCGCUGCCGGAGCGCACAACCGCGCGGAAAACGCCCACCACCGCGAGGUCCAUGCUGCUCAUGCGGCGAUGCACCACGGCCAUCACCACCACCACGGGCCCGCCGUCUGUCCUCCCCCGGCCUGCCCUCCUCCCCCUCCUGCUGUUCACGUCCACCACACCUACGUGAACCCGACGCCUCCCGUGAGUUACCCAACCGGUACUGCAGCGCCCCCACCGGCAUACCCAGCAACUGCACCAGGGUAUCCACCGACUACCGGAGCCGCCUACCCUCCAGCCCAGCCUGCGGGAUACCCCCCUGCACAACCGACAGGAUACCCGCCAGCGUACCCCCCUGCACCGGCCUACCCAAACCCCUCCUACCCUAACCCCUCCUACCCUGGGUACCCGCCUAACUAGUGAACCGUACCACGUGCCAAGCAGAUGUAUGAAGGAGAAAGCUUAUCAUGUUGAACUCAAUCCCCGGGAAUCUGUUGCUAAGUGCGUGAUUUAGUCAGGCUAGUAGAACAGUAGCUCGUGUGAUCUACUAGCUAGUAACUAGCCUGGGUGAAAUCCGAUUUGUAACCGGGUAGCUAGUGCAAAGGAGCCCCGUUACAAAAUUGAAUGGCACCCAGCGCAGGUUAUAUAUGAUCUA
Branchiostoma belcheri (Belcher's lancelet) is the source of this 935-nucleotide messenger RNA. RefSeq names its product formin-like protein 18. The record is from RefSeq and is a predicted model, not a curated record. The transcript is spliced from 5 exons. NCBI's taxonomy places the organism in Eukaryota, Metazoa, Chordata, Leptocardii, Amphioxiformes, Branchiostomatidae. The coding region runs from base 134 to 700 and encodes 188 amino acids.